UCAUCAUCCCGCACCUCACAUCACUCUUCACUUCAAGUUUGUCAAGACACGAUGUGGCGAACCAAGCCAAAGCGAGACGAAGACUACCCAGCCCUUUCACACAUAUACCAGAGCGCCAUUCGAUCCUGCCAAUGGCAGCCUUCGUUUCCUCGGUUCGACCGAUGUGUCACUUCGGCAGGAGAGGUUCCAAAGGUCCGCAUCCCCGACUAUUCUCGGGGCGAGAAUUAUUUUAUCUGGCCCGACGACAGCGACGGUGAUGGCGACAAAGAAGAACACGGCCAUGACGGCGGUGAGGCCAUCACGCCCUUGGGUUGUUCUACCGGCGGGGCCAGCUCUCGAAAUACCAGUUCCACCGCUGGAGCUGGCGCCUCUUGUUUCCUUGGUGCCCUUCCCCUCGAGAUCGUGAGGCUGAUCGUCGGCUUCCUCGUCCCUACCGGCUGUAUUGUUGAGUUUCUCAAGUGCCGCCAAUGGGGCCGCCCGUGGGACCACGGUAUAUAUCCUCGGUCAAAACUUGACUGGGCUUUUGUGCCGAUCGGAAAUCUUCAUGCUGUUGUGCAUCAGAUGGCGCCGUCGAUCCUGGCCCCAUCAAUAGACCUUGGCCUCGCUUACACCAACCGCGCCUUCAACUCCAUCGUCUUCGAGCAGUUCUACGGCAACAAUUACUUCAUAUUCCACCUCUCCACCGCCGAGGUCGGAGUCGAAAUCAAGUCGGACAACUUCAACGCAUGGCAGUCCUGCUCACGCAAGUUUGGACGCCACCCCACCUCUGACCCCCAGUCCUUCGUAGAGAAUCCCGCCUUUGGCUCGCUGGGCCCACUUUCUAGCCGGACCGCAAAAUAUCUUCGGUCAGUCAUGCUGGUGGUGUCAUCGCCGUGGCGGCCGGUAAAGAACCAGGGCGUGCAUCAUCUUACGCCAAUCGUCUCUGGCGCUGUUGACAUUCUCCUCGGCUCUGGCAACAUCAGCGAAGCAGCUCAGCUCGAGCAGCUAGACCUACAUUUUGCUGCCGAGCCAGAGUUCUACUACCAGCGCUACUACCACAUCAUCGAAGGUUUGCAUGUGAAUUUCGACCAGGAAAAGGGUAAGAUGGUUGUCGAGUUCAAGUCCGAGCCGAUGCAUCGCUCGCAGCUCGACGAUCGAGUCCCACCCUCGCACACUAAGCUGCUGGCUCCGGCCGAACAGCUCCUCAGACUGCGCCAGGUCGGCCGGGUGUCAGUUUCCGGGGAUAUAAAGGAAAGCUUCACGAGAAGGCUCCAGGAAACUGUUACUCGCAAUGAAGACGGCGAGGGGAUGGAGACUAAGCGAUCGCUGAGAACGAAGCGCCGCAAAUUGAACCAGUAGGCGAGGUGGACAGGCGCACAGCCUUGUCUUGGGAAUUUUGGUCGUUAUGGAGGGGAGAUUUUCACUCUUUAAUUAAUUCUCUGGUCGUGGGAACAAUCACUAUCGAGCAGUUGGAUGAGAUUUUGUAUCUAGACUCGCCGAACCAUAUUCGAGACAAACACAGCCCCAUAGCGAACAACUACAGAAAACGUGGCAUCCACGUAACAUGAUUUCGCGGAUGCAGCCAUUGGCUUUAGGAGGUGGAGUAAAAUGGACAACUCAGAUAGAUAGCCUCGGAAUGAAUAUAAUUUUCAUCCCCCG
Lasiosphaeria miniovina is the source of this 1638-nucleotide messenger RNA. RefSeq lists its product as uncharacterized. The transcript has a single exon. The record is from RefSeq and is a predicted model, not a curated record. Bases 52 to 1338 code for a protein of 428 amino acids. NCBI's taxonomy places the organism in Eukaryota, Fungi, Ascomycota, Sordariomycetes, Sordariales, Lasiosphaeriaceae.